Clonostachys rhizophaga is the source of this 1027-nucleotide messenger RNA. Lineage: Eukaryota; Fungi; Ascomycota; Sordariomycetes; Hypocreales; Bionectriaceae. The record is from the annotation of a GenBank genome assembly.
AUGGCUGGUAGCGCUCCUCUCGCCGUCCUCUUCUUCGUGAAAUUACAUCAGAGAGGCGCCAGGUCUCGUGCCCCUAUCCCAUGGAUUAAAGGUGCCUCAGCAAUCGUCACAAUGUAAGAUGAUAGUUCUCUGAUCUCUGCAUAUUUGAGAAAUUGUAUGAUGUGUACUGAUGCAUUUACCUGACAGAUGGUUCAUCCUUUGGUUGAUGGAAAGCUGCAUGACACUGCAAGUCGGUCGGAUCAGUGGGAAAGCAGCCGAAAAUCUAUUGACGAUCCAAAGACAAGUCGAAGCUGCGAAGAAUAUGUUUGGGCCUCCUGCUUUGGCAACCACGCUGUACGCACAUCUCGAGCUCGUCUUGGCCCUCGGCGAGCAAUCCGGCUUCUUGAACCCUCGAUUUCCACGCAUAGGGGCAACUGUUAUGCUGGUUGUAAUCGGGAUAUUGAGCACCGUUCGAUUUAUAAUAUCCCAGUAUAACAAUAUCUCCGUGGAUAUAAAGGGGCUCUUUGAUCUUAUGCUAUCUAUUCUGCUCUUCGGUUUCUGUCUGGGGUCCACGGGCUGUCUGUUGAGAACGAGCCACACCGAGCUUAAUAAGGUAUGUUUUGGGCCUAUUUCCUUUGUAUCCAAAAUUACCUAUUCGUUUUAACACUUUCUGCCAGAUCUUCAAUCUUCUAGCUACGGUAUUGGGGCUUUCGUUAUUCCGUCACGCCUUCGACAUAGCCUACUUUGGCGUCACGACAUAUGUGAACCAUGAAGAUCCUGCUGUUUUGGAUUUCUUAAGGCCACUUGUAGUCGGCUGGGGAGUCAUCAUCUGCCUAGGAAUCUUCUUUCUCGUCGUGUCGAAACGAGGAACCAACCUGUGGGAUCGCGCUUACAGGAAAACCGUAAAGAACAAGAGGAACUUUUACAAACAAGGCGAAUAUAACAAGAGCAAGUUCAGUCAUAGCAAUAAGAGCUUUCAGACUGGAAAUACUAGCUCCAAGAGCUUGCCGACUCAACGAACCAGCAGGAGGAUAUACUGCAACAGUAA